AUGGACAAGUCUGCGGAUACUUCACACGUCGAGGUGAAGGAGUCUCAAGAGGACACCAAGCGCCAGUGCGAUGAGAUCAUCGCUAGCUUUUCCUUGGAGGAAAAGAAGCACAUUACUCGCCGUAUCGACUAUCGCUUGGUGAUCCCAACUGGUUUUCUGUUUAUGAUCAGCCCGAUGGACAGGACCAACAUCAGUGAGUUUAGUGCUCCUGGCGGAGAAUCAACUAAACAGCUUCAGGUGUUACGUACGUCUCUGGAAUGGCAGUUUAUCUGA
This is a messenger RNA of Rhinocladiella mackenziei CBS 650.93, 273 nucleotides long. RefSeq lists its product as uncharacterized. The coding region runs from base 1 to 273 and encodes 90 amino acids. The transcript has a single exon. NCBI's taxonomy places the organism in Eukaryota, Fungi, Ascomycota, Eurotiomycetes, Chaetothyriales, Herpotrichiellaceae. The record is from RefSeq and is a predicted model, not a curated record.